AUGGUGAUGCGAUCGAGCUUCCCGAGGCGCCUGACCCUUGGCCGCCCGUCAAACUACCUCAGACGGCCCUACUCGGUCUCGAGUAGCAGGUUACCCGCCGCGAGCACCCCGAGGUCCUCCGCCUCCACCUUCGACCGCCUAUUCCUCGCCCCCCGGAGCCAGCGAGCAGUCGCCCCGUUCUCGACGUCAACACGAUGGCUGAAGGAGGAGGACAACAACAGCUUCUUCGACCCCAAGGUUGAGCCUCUCUCCGACGAGGAACACAAGGCAAACAUCAAGAAUCAGCGCGAGCUCGAGGAGAAGGAGCUGGCCGAGGCCAAGAGCUCGACCUCCGACUCAUCCGCCAAGAGCGAGGGGUCCGGAGCUGCACAGGAUGGCAAGGCUGGCAGUGCGGCCGGCGGCUCGUCAGCGGGAUCCGGAGGCGGUGACGAUAAGGGCGACGGCAGCGGCAGACGCGGGCGCAGAGCAUCUGACAAGAGCCUGCAGAAGCCCGUCGUGCCCGACGUCUACCCCCAGGUCCUGGCCAUCCCAAUUGCGAAGCGGCCGCUGUUUCCCGGUUUCUACAAGGCCAUCACCAUCAAGGACCCCAACGUCGCCGCCGCCAUCACCGAGAUGAUCAAGAGGGGUCAGCCGUAUGUCGGUGCCUUUUUGUUCAAGGACGAGAACCAGGACGAGGAUGUUAUCCGCAACGUCGAUGACGUCUACGAUACCGGUGUAUUUGCACAGAUCACGAGCGCCUUCCCCAUGCACGGCGAGCAGGGCGCCCUGACGGCCAUCCUGUACCCUCACCGCCGUAUCCGCCUGUCGAGCCUGCUGCCUCCCGGAAAGGAGGACGCCAAGUCGAGCGAGGCCAAGGUCGAGCCCGUGCCCGAGCCGAUACCCCCGAAGCCCACCGAUGAGGAGGCGCAGCAGGAGAAGAAGGGCGACGUCGUCGCCAGCUUCGAGGAGAGCGCCGUGGCUCCCAAGGCCGACCAGCCGGCGGAGAAGUACGAGCCCACGGCGUUCCUCAAGAGAUAUCCCGUCAGCCUCGUCAAUGUCGAGAACCUGACCGAGGAGCCCUACGACCCCAAGAGCGCCGUCAUCCGCGCCGUCACCAACGAGAUCGUCAACGUGUUCAAGGAGGUUGCUACGAUGAACAGUCUUUUCCGCGACCAGAUCUCGACCUUCUCCAUGAGCCAGUCCACUGGCAACGUCACCUCCGAGCCGGCGAAGCUGGCGGAUUUCGCCGCGGCCGUCUCUUCGGGCGAGCAGGGCGAGCUCCAAGAAGUCCUGUCGAGCCUCAACGUCGAGGAGAGAAUGCAAAAAGCCCUCAUCGUCCUGAAGAAGGAGCUCAUGAACGCUCAGCUCCAGUCCAAGAUCACCAAGGACGUCGAGAGCAAGAUCACCAAGCGUCAGCGCGAGUACUGGUUGAUGGAGCAGAUGAAGGGCAUCCGCCGUGAACUGGGCCUCGAGUCCGACGGCAAGGACAAGCUGGUCGAGAGGUUCAAGGAGAAGGCGGACAAGCUGGCGAUGCCCGAAGCCGUGCGCAAGGUGUUUGAUGACGAGAUCAACAAGCUUGCACACCUCGAGCCCGCAGCGUCCGAGUUUAACGUCACGCGGAACUACCUCGACUGGCUGACGCAGAUUCCCUGGGGCCAGCGCAGCGCCGAGAACUUUGGCAUCAAGAAUGCCAUGACGGUUCUGGACGAGGAUCACUACGGACUGAAGGACGUCAAGGACCGCAUUCUCGAGUUCAUUGCAGUUGGAAAGCUGCGUGGCACCGUCGAGGGCAAGAUCAUCUGCUUCGUCGGCCCCCCCGGUGUCGGAAAGACGUCCAUCGGCAAGUCCAUUGCCCGCGCCCUGAACCGCCAGUACUACCGGUUCAGUGUCGGUGGUCUGACGGAUGUGGCUGAGAUCAAGGGUCACCGGAGAACCUAUGUCGGUGCUCUGCCCGGUCGCAUCAUCCAGGCGCUGAAGAAGUGCCAGACGGAAAACCCGCUGAUCCUCAUCGACGAGAUCGACAAGAUUGGCCGCGGCUACCAGGGCGACCCUUCGUCUGCCCUGCUCGAGUUGCUUGACCCCGAGCAGAACAGCUCAUUCCUGGACCACUACAUGGACGUCCCCGUCGACCUGUCCAAGGUCCUCUUCGUCUGCACCGCCAACAUGACGGACACCAUCCCGAGACCCCUUCUCGACCGCAUGGAGCUGAUUCAGCUCUCAGGCUACGUCGCCGACGAGAAGAAGGCCAUCGCUGACAAGUACCUCGCCCCGGCCGCCAGAGAGGCCGCGGGCCUGGCCAACGCCGAUGUCAAGCUCAGCGAGGAGGCCAUCGAGGAGCUCAUCAAGUCGUACGCCCGCGAGUCCGGCGUGCGCAACCUCAAGAAGCAGAUCGAAAAGGUGUACCGGAAAUCGGCACUCAAGAUCGUGCAAGACCUCGGCGAGGAGGUCCUCCCCGAGAAGGAUGCCCUGACGGAGGACGGCAAGGAGGCGCUGGCCGAGUCGGAGAAGAAGACCGAGGCGGUGCGCGAGACGGGCGAGGAGCCCGCCGAGACGGCGGCCACCGAGAAGCCCCGCGUUGCCCUCAAGGUCCCCGACACGGUCCACGUCACCAUCGGCAAGGACAACCUCGUUGACUACGUCGGCCCCCCGGUCUUCACCUCGGACCGCCUCUACGAGGUCAACCCGGCCGGUGUCGCCAUGGGUCUCGCCUGGACCCAGAUGGGCGGUGCCGCCAUGUACGUCGAGUCGAUCCUGCAGGCGCCCCUGCGGCCCAGCAGCCGGCCCGGCCUUGAGAUCACGGGCAACCUUAAGAACGUCAUGAAGGAGUCAUCAACGAUUGCCUACUCGUUCGCUAAGUCGCUCAUGGUCAAGGACUUCCCCGACAACCACUUCUUCGACAAGGCCAAGCUGCACCUGCACGUGCCCGACGGCGCCGUGUCCAAGGACGGCCCCUCGGCCGGCAUCACCAUGGCCACCUCGCUCCUCUCGCUCGCCCUCGACACCCCCGUCAACCCCACCGUUGCCAUGACGGGCGAGCUUACCCUCACCGGCAAGGUCCUCCGCAUCGGCGGCCUGCGCGAGAAGACGGUCGCCGCCCGCCGCGCCGGCUGCAAGAUGAUCAUCUUCCCCAAGGACUGCAUGUCCGACUGGCUGGAGCUCCCAGAGAACAUCAAGGAGGGCAUCGAGGGCAAACCCGUCGCCUGGUACUCGGACGUCUUCGACCUCAUUUUCCCCGAGCUCGACCACGAGGCCGCCAACAAGUGCAAGACGUGCGAGUGGAAGAAGGCGCAGGACGACAAGAAGAAGAAGGACAAGAAGAAGAAGAAGGACGACUCCGACGACGAGGACGACGACUAG
This is a messenger RNA of Colletotrichum spaethianum, 3336 nucleotides long. RefSeq names its product LON protease, mitochondrial. Lineage: Eukaryota; Fungi; Ascomycota; Sordariomycetes; Glomerellales; Glomerellaceae. The record is from RefSeq and is a predicted model, not a curated record. The coding region runs from base 1 to 3336 and encodes 1111 amino acids. Gene Ontology annotation, molecular function: ATP-dependent peptidase activity; ATP hydrolysis activity; single-stranded DNA binding. Gene Ontology annotation, cellular component: mitochondrial matrix. The transcript has 2 exons. Gene Ontology annotation, biological process: chaperone-mediated protein complex assembly; protein quality control for misfolded or incompletely synthesized proteins; mitochondrion organization.